AUGUCUACCGGUGGAGCUCCCACAAACAAUCCGGCCACGCAGGAGGAAGAUACCAUGGGGAUCCUGCGCCCACCAAGAUUGCCGCCCAGCACUACGCUGAACAAGGCUUUGUUCUCAAAAACUGUCAACCUGGCUGCAGCGUCUGUAAGAGACAACAAGAACCUAUCAAAACUCAGGCAGGCCCUUUCCAAAAAUGGAGACAUUAUGCCCAUGGAAAGGAUAUCUGCCAUCGCCCCAGACCCGGACACCGACCUCGCAGCAAAAGGCCGGAAAUGUCUCCUGCUCAAGCCUUCGAUCUCACCCAAGCAGCCAGAGACAUGGGGCCCUCUUGUCUCACAGCUGGUGAAGCAGGAUGAGGUUGGCAUAGUCCCAUAUGAGCUGCAGCUAGACUAUGACUACUGGAACUACCGCGACGUACUGUCGACUCUGUUGCCCGAGGAGCUGCACGAUGACAUUCCUGCCGGGUUCAACACAGCGGGACACGUCGCGCAUCUAAAUUUAAGAGACCAGCACCUUCCGUACAAGAUGCUGAUAGGUCAGGUCAUCGUGGAGAAGAACCAGCACAUCAGGACAGUCAUCAACAAAACGGACAAUGUGGGCACCGAAUCCGAAUUCCGGACCUUUGGCUACGAGCUGCUUGCCGGCGAGGACGAUAUGAACGUUGAGCUGAACGAGAACGGGUGUGUGUUCAAGUUCGAUUAUUCCAAGGUUUAUUGGAACAGCAAGCUUGAAAAAGAACACACGAGACUCGUCAGGUCGUUCCAGCCGGGAGAAGUUGUGUGCGAUGUGAUGGCUGGCAUUGGGCCUUUCGCAGUUCCGGCUGGGAAGAGGGGUGUCUUUGUUUGGGCCAAUGACUAUAAUCCGGAGAGCUACAAAUAUCUUCAGGAUGCUAUUGGGAGAAACAAGGUCUCAUCUUUCGUGCGGCCAUUCAACGAAGACGGUCGUGUCUUCAUCCACAAGGCAGCCGACUCGGUCCUAGCAUCGUCACGGGCUGGUGAAGCGGCCGUAGUACCUUCAAAGCAGAAGUUCUCGAGAAGUAAUCCCGACGCCAAAAGGCCACCGCCGACGGUAAUUCCCAUUCCACCUACCAUCAGCCAUUUUGUGAUGAAUCUGCCGGCAUCCGCGACCGAGUUUCUGUCGUCCUACAGAGGUCUGUACGCCGGACAGGAGGCGCUCUUCGCGCCACACACGCAGACCAGGCUACCCAUGAUCCAUGUCCACUGCUUCGCCCUGAAGAGCGACGAUGAUGUGCCCAGGAUUGACAUCUCCGAGCGUGUUUCGAAGGAAUUGGGCACCACCUUGCGCUGGGACGGGAAGACUGGGGCGACCGUGAAUGAGGUAGAGGAUGGACAGGUUGCCGUGAACCAUGUCCGAGACGUGGCGCCGGCGAAGAGCAUGUACUGUGCGAGCUUCAGGCUGCCGUCCGAGGUUGCUUUCGCUGCUAGGCAGUGA
Molecule: messenger RNA, 1452 nt
Organism: Diaporthe amygdali
Lineage: Eukaryota; Fungi; Ascomycota; Sordariomycetes; Diaporthales; Diaporthaceae
Exons: 2
Coding region: 1-1452 (483 amino acids)
Biological process (GO): tRNA N1-guanine methylation; mitochondrial tRNA methylation
Cellular component (GO): cytoplasm; mitochondrial matrix
Source: RefSeq, a predicted model, not a curated record